Messenger RNA from Baudoinia panamericana UAMH 10762, 1965 nucleotides. RefSeq lists its product as uncharacterized. Gene Ontology annotation, molecular function: metal ion binding; ATP binding. NCBI's taxonomy places the organism in Eukaryota, Fungi, Ascomycota, Dothideomycetes, Mycosphaerellales, Teratosphaeriaceae. Bases 1 to 1965 code for a protein of 654 amino acids. The record is from RefSeq and is a predicted model, not a curated record. The transcript is spliced from 2 exons.
AUGACCCAUUUCAAGCCUCGAAUAAUCAAACGAUUGCUUGUUGCAAACAGAGGCGAGAUUGCAGUUCGGAUCCUCUCGUCAGCUCGCGAGCUGGGCAUCGAGACCUUCGCAGUCUAUACUGAGAAUGAUAUUGGCCAUGUCUACAACGCCUCGCAUGCAAUCCAGUUGAAAUCACCUGCAUCGUACAUGAACAUCGACGACUUGAUUGCUGUAGUGAAGCAGCAUGACAUCGACGCUUUACACCCUGGGUACGGCUUUCUUUCGGAAUCUGCAGACCUCGCCAGCCGUAUGGCACAGCUCAAUGUGAUGGUCAUCGGGCCCGGCAGUGACAACUUGGCCAAGACUGGCGACAAGCUUCGCGCUCGUCUACUGGCAGUGGAAUGCAAUGUGCCGGUCCUUCCUGCUCUGACGGACCCAACGGGUAUAGUGGGCGAUGUCAAAGCUUUCGCAGAGCAGGCAGGUCUUCCGGUUAUGGUUAAGGCUGUCGACGGCGGCGGCGGUCGUGGCAUCAGACUUAUUCGUCAGAUGGAAGACUUGCAGAGCCUGAUAGUCCGAGCUAUCGAGGAGUCACCAUCAAAGCAGGUCUUCGCCGAGAAAGCCGCGGUGAAUGGCUUUCGGCACGUCGAGGUCCAGAUUGCUGGCGAUGGUAGAGGUAAUGUGAUGCACCUCUGGGAGCGAGAGUGCAGCAUUCAGAGACGAUACCAGAAGAUCGUUGAGCUCGCUCCAAGUACCGUCAUUGAUCGUGCCAUCGUGGCUCCGGUCAUCCGUGCGGCCGUUGCAAUGGCGAAGAAGAUCCGCUAUGGAUCGCUUGGAACCUUCGAGUUCCUAUUGAAUCCAGGGACUGCGGAGUUCUUCUUCCUUGAGAUCAACCCCAGACUGCAGGUAGAGCAUACCAUCACGGAAUCGAUAUGCGGUCUGGACGUUGUGAAAGCGCAACUGCUGCUCGCACAGGGAGCGACGUUCGCUGAAGCCGGAUUGGAGAUUGCCCAAGAUCCGUUGCGACCUCCGAAUAUGCACUCAAUUCAAAUGCGCAUAACUGCUGAAGACCCAGAGAAGAACUACUCGCUCAGCAUUGGCAAGAUCCUAUCGUUCCACUUCCCAUCCGGAAACGGCAUUAGGAUAGAUACCGCGCUGCACCAGGGCAUUCCCGCCGUUGUCACGUCUGAUUUCGAUAGCGUUAUCGCGAAACUGAUCGUUACAGCGCGGACUUGGCAGGAUGUUGUACGAAAAGCACAGCGCGCGCUGGAGGAUACUUCUAUAAUUGGCAUCAACACCAACAUUGCUUUGCUAAGAGCCAUUGUCGGGCAUCCGGACUUUGCAUCCGGUCGCUGUGAUACCCAAUGGCUCGAAACGAAGCAUUACGAAUUGCUUGAGAGCAUUAGAGCAAUAUCAAACCGCUCAGAUCCAACUCACGGACUUGUGACGCAGCAAUCCACCACGUCUGUCGGAGCUAGUAUCUCGACUUCAUCGGCGUUACUGAGCAAAGACGACGCUUGGUCGAUUGUCCUGCGCCCGUUAGCCAAUGCGAGAUCCUCCGAUGCGGCCCAAACAUAUCAUCUACGCCUCACCCGAAUACAUCGCAACGACUUUCCUCUUGCCAUUACAGCUGAUGCGAUCUUCACCUCCGCAGAUCAACAGCCAACAAACUACCACCUUGAGGCUCACAGCACUACCGCCUCUGCCGGCUCUACUGUCUCUCAGCACAGGCAAGGUUCGCGCUCGGACCCAUCACACAUCAUUCUUCCAAUCUCGGGUAAGCUUGUCGAGGUGUUGGUAGAUAUUGGCGAUGCAAUAAGAAAGGACGAUCCAGUAUGUGUUAUCAAACAGAUGAAGAUGGAGAUAGAAGUCCGCUCGCACAAAGCGGGGGUCGUUACCUGGAUCACCGAGGCUGAAGAUGACGAGGAUGUCGCCGAGGGUAUGUUGGCGGCUAUCGUGGAGGACGACAGAGCCCAGGCGAAGCUGUAA